This is a messenger RNA of Dreissena polymorpha, 970 nucleotides long. RefSeq lists its product as uncharacterized. NCBI's taxonomy places the organism in Eukaryota, Metazoa, Mollusca, Bivalvia, Myida, Dreissenidae. The coding region runs from base 137 to 970 and encodes 277 amino acids. The record is from RefSeq and is a predicted model, not a curated record. The transcript has 4 exons.
CAAGAGUUUGUACGCAACUUACUAAAGCUUCGGAAUCCAACCAGCCAUUCGGCGUCACAACGAAAGUGGCUUUGGGAAAUCUGACAGACUGAUAUUUCGUAUUCUCUCCCAUGGGAAUAAAAUCGCCACUGGAAUCAUGAGGACGAGUACUUGGUGUUGUUGUCGACCCGGUGUAUUGGUUGCUAUAGUGUUAGCCACGUGCUUAUUGGUAUCCAUUCGAGAAAACAACAUUUCAGAGAAAACUAUGAGGAUUAUUCGGACUGCUUUGAAGAACUUCCGGCGUUAUUUGACAAUAGCCAGGCAACAAUCAAGCGGUUCUAAUUCGUUUGACAAAACCUCGUCGGACAAUAUAAAUACGCUUAAUAGUUAUAACUGUGCAAAAACACAAAAAAAUGAACACGAGAUUGUGAAUAUGGCUCCACUGGCAACUCUUAUCAACGCCAGGGCAAAAGUUGCUGAGAGCUUCAAACUCAUAAUAAUUUUAGCCUACAUGCACACCGGUUCCACUUACAUUGGAAACCUACUGAGUCAACAUCCGGGCACUUUUUACCAGUACGAGGCGCUGAGAAACCUCCAGAUGGCGACAAUGGCAGCUGGUCGCGUGCGGUAUCUCAACGGGACGGUUGUAUGGUUGAAACAAUGCGAGCAUAUUGACUACCAAUUGGCGGCAGAAGCAUUGGGUCACAUGACAUCGUGUCGUCACGAACGACUUGAUGUUCUGACACUGGCGGCGAACUUACAGCCCUUACGGAAAAUCUUCAACAAGGAUGUGGAGGCUUAUUUUCGAUGCGUAGAUCCCAUCCAACGUAUGGGACGAAGGGCACAAGCCCUCUUUAAGCGUAGGAAGUCCCCUAUCGAGUUCAUCAGAACCGAACGAAUAGAACGGUGUAUUCCCCUGCUUACAAAUAAGUGCAAACAAGCUAAAUUCCGAAUAUGGAAAUUUAUAAGAUUAACUAUGAAUUGUUUCUGA